Molecule: messenger RNA, 666 nt
Organism: Chenopodium quinoa (quinoa)
Lineage: Eukaryota; Viridiplantae; Streptophyta; Magnoliopsida; Caryophyllales; Amaranthaceae
Exons: 2
Coding region: 1-666 (221 amino acids)
Source: RefSeq, a predicted model, not a curated record
AUGGGUCUGAGAAGGUCCGAUCCAAGGAGAGGGCCAAGGCCUGGGAAGUUUGAUCAGUAUACCCCACUAACCCUUUCCAGAUCUCACAUAUUCAGCAUAAAUAAGGCUGAUGAUAAGUGGCAGAGACCUCUAAGGAUGGUAAACAAGAGUCGUGAUACUAGUAAGUGGUGUAACUUUCACAGGGACUAUGGCCAUACCACUGAAGAAUGCACGCACUUGAAGGACAAUAUAGAGGACUUAGUCAGGAGAGGAUACUUGAGUCAAUUUAAGCAGCGUGAUGACCCUCCCAGAAGAAGGGAGGAGGAUAGAGUGGGCCGAGCUGACCGUAGAGGAGGUCAUAGGGGCCCAACUGGAGACAAGGAUAAUGAUGGCAAGCCAGAGGGCAGGGUGUACGUGAUCAGCGGGGGUCCACCACGAGCCACGUUUGACGAGUAUGACCAGAAGGGCAUAAUUUACCCUCAUGAUGACCCGCUGGUGGUGACAAUGAGAAUUGCAAACUGGGAGGUGGAUAGAAUACUGAUAGACGGAGGCAGCUCAACCAACAUCAUAUACAUCAGUGCGUUCAAUGAGCUGAAGUUGGACAGAAAAGACCUGAAGAGAGUAAGCUACGAGGUCACCGGGUUUAAUGGCUCGGGGCUUACCCCAGAAGGCAUAAUCGAACUCUAA